CGCUUUGAUGAGCUAUCCUACACUAUAUGUAGCAUCCCCAAACCUCUAAAGAAGUUUGCCUGUUAGUUUCCUUGGUUUCUUAAGAUAUUUACUUCUGUCAUAAAAAUUACUUAUUCGUUCCUCAGAUUUUCAAUCUUUUUCGAGCUAUCAAUUAUGAAUUACGGUAAAUCUAAUCUACCUCAUUUUAGACCUUGCAUCACAGUGGCAACUGACAUUCCCCCAGACUGGAUCCUUGACGGAGGAUAUCUCCCAAAUGCUGUAAUCCGCCUUGGUAUCCGUCGCCAAUUGCGUGACCGUAUUGAGUUGAUAAAGAGUACCUCAUUAGAAGACGCCUAUGAGCGUAAAAUGAGCUAUGUAGAGCUUCUUCGUAGUCGUCCGAUUGCCAUUGAGACGGCUGCUGCAAAUGAACAGCAUUAUGAGGUCGGAACGGGUGUUCUUGCUGCGUGUCUAGGGCCAAGAAUGAAGUAUAGUUGUUGUUUGUAUCCUAAGGGAAGUGAAACUUUGGGUCAGGCGGAAGUGGAAAUGCUGGAGACUUAUGUGAAAAAGGCUGGAUUGAAGGAUGGGAUGAGUGUCCUGGAUCUUGGGUGAGUGCUUCUGAGUUCUAGAUACAAGAAUUAUGGAAAGGAAGUGGGAGUGGCUAAUACAUUUUAGAUGUGGUUGGGGUUCAGGAGCAUUGUAUUUCGCGGAAGUUUUUCCAAAUUCGAAGAUCACGGCGUUCUCGAACUCGAGAACCCAGAAGCUAUACAUUGAUGGGAAAGCCAAGGAGAAGGGGUUCCAAAAUCUGACAGUGAUCACCGGGAAUGUGGUGGAUUACGAAUUCGAGAAGGAGAGUUUUGACCGAGUUGUAUCCAUCGAGGUAAGUCACAUGUAAAGAAUUCAUUUAAGUCAAUAGCUAACAAGAGGAAGCUUUUUGAGCAUAUGAAGAACUAUGAGCUACUGAUGGCAAAAAUUGGAAGAGCCUUGAAGCCAGGGGGAAAAUUGUUUGUCCAUAUCUUUGCCCACAAGACUACACCGUACGACUUUGAGGAGGGAUGGAUGAGCACACAUUUUUUCGUGAGUAUAAUAUAUUCUUCGCAAUCCUUCGAUUCAAAAUGCUUUUGGUGUUACAUCUACUGUAUCCUUUUCCCUGCCUGACACGGCUUUUGUUCUUGAUUGUGCCCCCAGAGCAUAACCUUUCCCCUUUUAACGGCAAUCACUAACUUGUUAACUUUGUAGUCUGGAGGUACCAUGCCAUCUGCAGAUCUGUUGUUAUUCUUUCAGGAAGAUCUCAAACUUGAGAGGCAAUGGUGGGUGAAUGGCCAACAUUACGCAAAGACUUGCGAGGUAUGUAAACUUUGCAGUUUAGACUUGUCUGUUCCUCGCUAAUGAAUCAUGUAGGAUUGGCUGUCAAAGAUGGUAGCUAGCAAGCAAGAGAUUUGGCCUCACCUAACAGAGACAUAUGGCGAGAAAGAUACCGCAAUGUGGUAUUACCGCUGGCAAAUUUUUUACCUCGCAGUAAGUUGCUUCCCUCUAUCUGUUCAUAGUGUCUAUACUAAUUUAAUAACAGUGCGCCGAGUUGUUUGCAUAUGAAGGUGGAGAUACCUGGGGUGUAUCCCACUACUUAUUUGAGAAGCCCAACUCUGCGUAAUAACAUAGACACUGUAGAAUCCAUAGACUGCGUAUAAUUGAUUCAAUUUCAACUCCAAUGCCCAAUGAUAUUUCCUUCCGUAUGUACAGG
Sclerotinia trifoliorum is the source of this 1717-nucleotide messenger RNA. Lineage: Eukaryota; Fungi; Ascomycota; Leotiomycetes; Helotiales; Sclerotiniaceae. The record is from the annotation of a GenBank genome assembly.